AUGCGAUACCCUCCGCUAGAAGUGGUCCUCACAUGGCCGGAGCCCAAUUAUGUCAACCCGGAGAACCGCGGCCCAGCCCUCUUGAUCGUCAACCUAACAAUCCUGCCACUGGCCCUGCUAUGUCUCGCCCUGCGAUUGUGGGUUCGCGUCAGGAUGCUGAAAAGGUUUUGGUGGGACGACUGGUUGAUGAUUGCCGCGACGAUAUGUUGCUGUGGAGUGACCGUAGCGGCCAUCGUCGCCAGUCAGUUAUACGGAUGGAAUCUCCACGUAUGGGAUUUGAGGCCCAAGGAGAUGCUCCAGGGGAGACAGGUCUCGAUAGCUUGCCAGACGAUUUUCCUCUUCGCCUCUGGAUUCGGGAAGCUGUCUAUCCUCGUCAGUUACCUGCGGAUCGCUUUGGUUGGUUCGUGGUUUCGACGUCUGGCAUGGGCCUCGAUCGCGUUGGUCGCGGCGACCAUCCCUGCGUUUUUAGUCUUGUUAUGGCUUCAAUGUCGCCCGGCGUCGAGUUAUUGGAACCUGUUUCUGGUGACCCGCGACUGCAUCCCCGAAGGACCUCCCCUGAUGGCCAACACAAUAAUAACGGUCCUCACCGAUUUCAUUGUUUACGUUCUCCCGAUGCCAAUUUUCUGGCAGCUCAAACUUCCCCUGAUGCAGCGCAUCAGUCUUAUGGUUGUGUUCGGUUUCGGUAGCGUCGUGGUGGUGGCCGGCUGUCUGCGUACAUACUGGAUCCAUUACGUCGAAUUCGAGACGUACGACGUGACCUGGGAGGGUUUCUAUCUGUGGAUCUGGGGAACUGUCGAAGUCAACUUGGGGGUUAUCUGUGGAUGCGCGCCCGUCCUCAAACCCCUGGUCUGGCCGUCCGAGUACAGCACUCGCUCGCGCAGCCGCGGCGGCUACAAACACACUUCCGCCGCAACCGACGACUCGCGCCAAUGGGGUGGCAAGAAGAGACGAACACCCAUAUCGACGUUGGUUCUCGAAAGCGACGAAGGGUUUGUGCCCCUGGACGAUCUCGACUCGAGAAUAAAAGCCUCCCAUUCGAGGCCGCUGGGACUGCCGCUUCAAGACGAAUUGCCUAGACCUCCACGAUCAGCUUUCCAGCCAGCGCAAUAUAAUGCAAUGCUCUUUGCAAACAACGGAGAUCCCGAACCCGGUCUUGCGCCGGCUGCCAUACGAAAGUAUUGA
This is a messenger RNA of Anthostomella pinea, 1182 nucleotides long. Lineage: Eukaryota; Fungi; Ascomycota; Sordariomycetes; Xylariales; Xylariaceae. The record is from the annotation of a GenBank genome assembly.